Emys orbicularis (European pond turtle) is the source of this 1697-nucleotide messenger RNA. It is a transcript of the gene TMX3, whose product is annotated as thioredoxin related transmembrane protein 3. The transcript is spliced from 16 exons. Lineage: Eukaryota; Metazoa; Chordata; Testudines; Emydidae. Gene Ontology annotation, biological process: peptidyl-cysteine oxidation. Gene Ontology annotation, cellular component: cell surface; endoplasmic reticulum. Bases 31 to 1398 code for a protein of 455 amino acids. Gene Ontology annotation, molecular function: protein disulfide isomerase activity. The record is from RefSeq and is a predicted model, not a curated record.
UGUGCUGCUUUCCCGAGUCCUCCUGUCAACAUGGCCUCUGCGAGCGGGCGGUGCCGGCUCAUCUGGGCAGCAGCCUCUGCACUUGUCUUGACUUUAGAUGCAGCUUUUGUGGAAGACUUAGAUGACUCAUUUAAAGACAAUCGUAAAGAUGACAUUUGGCUUGUAGAUUUCUAUGCACCUUGGUGUGGCCAUUGCAAGAAAUUGGAGCCUGUGUGGAAUGAAGUUGGUAUAGAGAUGAGAAGCAGUGGUUCUCCAGUAAAAGUUGGGAAGAUGGAUGCGACUUCCUAUUCUAGCAUUGCAUCUGAAUACGGAGUUCGAGGUUAUCCAACAAUUAAGCUCUUAAAAGGUGAUUUGGCAUACAACUAUAGAGGACCUAGAACCAAAGAGGAUAUAAUUGAAUUUGCUAACAGAGUAGCAGGGCCUCUUAUCCGGCCACUUCCUAGCCAGCAAAUGUUUGAACAUGUGCACAAGAGGCAUCGUGUACUUUUUUUGUAUGUUGGUGGGGAAUCUCCUUUAAAGGAGAAAUACAUAGAAGUUGCUUCAGAACUAAUUGUCUAUACAUACUUUUUUUCUGCCUCAGAAGAGGUGCUCCCUGAGUAUGUGACACUUCCUGAAUUGCCUGCUGUUGUGGUCUUCAAAGAUGGAACUUACUUUGUAUAUGAUGAAUAUGAAGAUGGUGAUCUAUCAUCUUGGAUAAACCGAGAGAGAUUCCAAGGGUAUCUUAAUGUAGAUGGGUUUACACUCUAUGAACUUGGAGAUACAGGAAAACUUGUGGCUAUUGCGAUUAUUGAUGACAAAAACUCUUCAGCUGAGCAUACCAGGCUAAAGUCUGUUAUUCAAGAAGUCGCUAAAGAUUACAGAGACCAUUUUCACAGGAACUUCCAAUUUGGCCAUAUGGACGGUAACGACUAUAUUAAUAGCUUACUAAUGGAUGACUUGACAAUCCCCACUGUUGUCGUAUUGAACACUUCCAACCAACAGUAUUUUCUACCAGAUAGACGCAUUGAGAGUACCGAAGACCUGGUUCAGUUCAUUAAUAACAUCUUAGAUGGUACAGUCGAAGCACAAGGUGGUGAUGGGUUUCUGCAACGAAUCAAGAGAAUAAUUUAUGAUGCCAAGUCUACUGUAAUGUCUGUAUUCAAGAGUUCUCCACUUCUGGGCUGCUUUCUCUUUGGUCUGCCACUGGGUGUCAUCAGCAUCAUGUGUUAUGGAAUCUGCACAGUUGACAGCUUUGGAGGUGUAGAGGAAAAUGAGACAUCUAAAAAGGAAACUGGAGAUAGGGAACUUACAGAUGAAGGCAGUGAGGAAGAACAAGAGCAGGAAAACAAAGAAAAAUCUGCAGAAAUUUCAGAUGGAGAUCAUGGACAGAAACAUAUAUUUGAUAAGAAAAAAGACUAGGUUGCCUAGUUUAAAGGAUUCUGUAGAAUUUCAAAAUAGCCUUAUUUAUUGAAGUCAGUCAUUUAAUGAUGAUCUUCACAGAAGAGGACCUUUUGUCUGUAUUUUGCUAGUUUUGACUUGCAUGUAUUCAAAUCUUCUUAUCAAAUACGGUCGGGGGAAGGGUGGGGACCUGAACGCUUUCUUAAUUAUUUUUGAUUAACAUUUUAUUAUUCUGAGUGUUGUCUCUGAAGAUUAAUGCUCCUAAACUGUUUGUUCACAGGCAACAAUCAGGUAAAAUAUGCUAUAGCCCUUGCUACACA